CCUGACAUACUACCAUAAUAUCCACUAUAACUCACCAAUGCAAGUACCCGGCUAAACGGAAAACAAGCCUGAGCUCACCAUACUACUUUUAUCCGACGCAAAAGUGAAAAGAUAAACAUUUUGGUCAUCGUUCGACCACCUUAAAAAUCACGACCAAAAGGCAAGAGUUUUGGGCAGAAAGUGCGACACAGUUUUUUUUUUUUAGGAGAAUGUGGCAAAUCUCAGGUUAGAGGGAGAGGUAAAAAAAAAAAAGAAGGCGGAUUGAAGCUCAUCAAAGACCAAACAAGUCGUUUUUGAUGGCGAGAUCUACAUGAAAUCCUCUCGCUUCAACAGGACCAGAGGAAGUGCAGCAGCUGUGGUAGAGAGGAGACAUUUUAAGACUCAUUACCUGCCUGAUACAACCGGAGAGGAUGUUGUCUCGGCUGAGGGAGCAGAUAUGGGCAGACUGGAUUUGGUUUCCUGAAGGUUACGGUUGGGCUGACCUCACGGACCACGAUGGCAAAGUUUACCCUAAAACUCAGGACCUCUGGGUGACUAUACCCAUCGCUCUGUGCUUCCUGGUCAUCAGACAGAUAUUUGAGAGGACUGUAGCGACUCCUCUCGCCUCCAUUUUAGGAGUAACUGACAAGAAGCGUGUUCGUGCUUCUCCAAAUCCCGUCCUGGAGCCCUACUUCUGCAGCACAUCAAAGAAUCCCACACAGAGCUCCAUAGAGGUUUUAAGUAAACAGUCGAGCUGUUCAGUGCGACAGGUCCAGAGGUGGUUCAGGAGGCGGAGAAACCAGGAACGACCCUGCAAGCUCAAAAAGUUUCGCGAAGCAAGGUAG
Molecule: messenger RNA, 824 nt
Organism: Notothenia coriiceps (black rockcod)
Lineage: Eukaryota; Metazoa; Chordata; Actinopteri; Perciformes; Nototheniidae
Product: ceramide synthase 2-like
Exons: 4
Coding region: 411-824 (137 amino acids)
Biological process (GO): ceramide biosynthetic process
Molecular function (GO): DNA binding; sphingosine N-acyltransferase activity
Source: RefSeq, a predicted model, not a curated record